Molecule: messenger RNA, 300 nt
Organism: Funneliformis caledonium
Lineage: Eukaryota; Fungi; Glomeromycota; Glomeromycetes; Glomerales; Glomeraceae
Source: the annotation of a GenBank genome assembly
AUGUCCCCGAUAUCCUAUACUCCGGUGGAAGAAUUAAAACCGGAUCAACAUCAAGUUAAUUUAAAAGUAAAAGUGAUUGCACAAAUCAUAUUAGGAGAAGUUGAUGAUUAUAGUCAAAUCAAUAUAUUACAACCGAAUGCCAUGGUGCUCAUUCAUAAUGCAAGAGUGGAAAUGUAUCGUGGAUUUAUGAGAAUAGUGGCUGAUCAAAACAUCAAUGCAGAGAUUAAACCCGUCAAAGAUAACUGGAUUAUGAUAAAUGACAUUGAAGAUGAUGAUGGCUUAGACUCUGGUCAUGAAUAG